GAUGUGACUUCUUUCAUGCAGGAGACCUCCUCCGCCGUCAUCUUCCUCCUCCUUCAUGGUCCAACCGCGCCGUUGUGACUCAGCGCUGCAGCCUGAGGACUGUCAUGGAUUUACUCAACGCAUCAGCUCAGCAUCGUAUGAAAUAACACGCCGUCAUAACAGUCGAGCGAGUGGACAGGAGCAGUUGCACUCGCAAACUUCCGAUUACAUGAUCUGCAUCUUCUGAUUUGAACUGCAAACACUACAGUAUGCGCUCCAGCAAGGAUUCAUCGCGGUUCCCUUCUCUCCUCCCCCUUCUAUUCCUCCUCUUCCUUCCCGACGUUUUCUCCUUCUCACGACCCCAGUGGAUUCUUCAGCGUGUCCCAGUAGUUCUCCCACAGCAAACCGAAGUUCGCCCAGCCCCACGCUUCCUGUCUCCAGCCCGCCUAGAUGUUGCCUCUCCCUGUGACCCAGAAUGCCACAAGAGGGCCCCUCGGCCAGGCUACUGGGACCUGCGGCAACUUCUGGCCUACGAGACUCUCCAUUCUGACGGUCAGCUCACUGAGACCGCUGUCGGGCUCUAUGGUUACAACCUCGGUUCCAACACGAGUCCUGCUUACUCCUUUGGGACGUCUGGGAAAGGCAAGCAGUCACGUGUCAGACAGAAGCGUCAAAUCUUUGGUCACGAUGGGCGCUUCAGCAUAGCUGGGCAAAACUUUGUGCUUAAAUAUCCUUUUUCAGUGGCUGUCAAACUAUCCACUGGCUGUUCUGGUACUUUGGUGGGGGACCGUCACGUUCUAACGGCUGCUCAUUGUGUCCAUGAUGGUAAAAACUAUGUGAAGGGUGCCCAGAGGCUCAGAGUUGGCUUUCUAAAACCCAAACAAGGGGAUAUGCAGGUCUCAACCCUUCUUUCCAACUUGACCAAUCAUGUUGAGGGCGGUCCAAACAAUGCCCCUCGAGCCUCUGAGAAAAUGAAGUUCCAGUGGAUCCGAGCCAAGCGCACCCAUGUGCCCAAGGGAUGGAUUAAAGGCAAUGCCAACGACAUUGGAAUGGACUAUGACUAUGCUCUUCUAGAACUCAAGAAAGCUCACAAACGGCGCCACAUGAAUUUAGGGGUCAGCCCCCCUGCUCAGAGGCUGCCAGGGCGACGGGUUCAUUUCUCAGGAUUUGACAACGACCGCCCAGGUCAGCUGGUGUAUCGUUUCUGUCGGGCCAGCGAAGAGACAGCAGACCUUCUGUACCAGCACUGUGAUGCCCAGCCCGGGGCCAGUGGGUCAGGGGUCUAUGCCCGAAUGUGGGAUGGGAGGCGGCGACGCUGGGAGAGGAAGGUGAUAGGUGUAUUUUCUGGACACCAGUGGGUGGAGCGCCAAGGGGCGGCUCAGGAAUAUAAUGUAGCCGUGAGAAUGACACCGCUCAAAUAUGCUCAGAUUUGCUAUUGGAUAAAAGGGAACUUUGUGGACUGUCGAGAAGGGUGAGAAGGUGACAUAGACACUCUGUUACCCCUUACAGCACUGAAGAGAUGCAAGCAGCAGCCAACAAAGGUUCCUAUCACUGUAAUAUAUAAUCAGUGCAAGCCUAUUUACUUCCUUACACAACACAGGCAAGUGCAUCUGCAUCUUGUGACCAUUAUAAGCAAGAGAGCAAUUAACACAAUUAGGAAGGUGCCUGUGCCUGCAGACAACGAAUGGCAGACUGCGAUAGUUGUACGUCUUUGUUAUUGCACUGUUUAACCCAAACUUUUUCCACUGAGACUUGUUUUUGUCAAAGAAUGUACAAGUGAGCUACCAAAGGUGCCUAUGCUCAUUGCAGCGGGACAAGCAUGUACUGUCUGCUAAAUCAAAUGUUUGGUACUUUCAUGGGUCGUCUUUCAACUGCACGUCUAUCCAAAGCAGAUUACUGCCUUGAGGAGCAUCAUCUAUUGCAGUGGUCCCCAACCUUUUUUGACCCGCGGACCAGUUUGUGUUCCCACAAAUCUCCCGCGGACCGGGGGGUGGUACAUUAUAGCGAUCUAAUUUAUCUUUUUUAUUAUGUAUUGUGUAAAACUAAUACAUGAAUAACAUCAAAUUAAAAGCACAAAAUGAAUGCCUACCCACCAUCCACCUGUUCAAGUUCCAGCCAAGUUUUUCCAGAAAGAUUAUUACAUUGCUAGCAUGAAUUAACUUGAGACAAAUGUGCACAUUAGCACUGAAUAAGUCAUCAAAACUUACCUUUAUGCAUUCCCACAUAGUAUCAGCAUUUGAGACCAAAUAUGAGGUGAAAGAAAAAUGGUAAAAAUACAGUAGUAGUCUAUCUGUGCGGCAUGAGAGAAAGUUAGCACACGCACAAUGGACAUGCGUCAAGUGAGACGGAUGUAACAGAGAGAAUCCGGCCACUUUUCAAAAUAAAACAUUAAAAAAACAAAUGGAAAUUAUUUUUUCUUUGUGUGGUCUGGUACUGGGCCGCGGCCCGGGGGUUGGGGACCACUGAUCUAUUGGAAUGUCGUGCUCCCUCUUGUGGUAACAAACGUUUUCGGGUUAAGCGUAUGAUUCCUCUGUCUGCUCAUGUUUUGUUGCUCUUGCAAAAAUACACAAGUUCGUUUCAACGCCAUGUUUUAUUUCAGAUGCCAAAAAAAGCAUGUUCAGAAAUGCUGUGAGAGAAACCAAUACUGUAAAAAGCCGAAAUAUGAGGACCAGCUUUUUUUUUUUUUUUUUUUUUUUUACUUCUGCAGCCAGGAUGUGAUCCACAACAAGUUCAACAAAUGCAUGCUGGGAUAUGCCACAUAGAAAAAACUAAAUCUCAACAAAUGUGACUCAGAUGGACAUCAGCAUCAGUUUUUCUUGCACCCUGUCUCAGUUUCAUGGAAGCUAGAGGAAGACCCAAGGGAAUGGAAAUGCGUCAAAGGUUACUCAAUGAAAAUCUUCCCAAAUAUCAAAAUUUUACUGUGGGGUAUUGGUUUUAGGGGGCUUUACCAACACAACAAACGCAGGGUGAAUAUGAGCAAGCACAUAACACCACAUAAGUUGUUUCUUAUCAUGGUCCACGCGCAUUGGAUGUGUGACAUUCGAAUAGACAAAUUCCAACUUCCAUUCAAGUCAACAGCGCCCCCGACUGGGGCAUUCUAGUCUAUGCAGGCUAAGACUAUCAGCGCAGACUCAAAGCUGCUGAUUGUAAGCUUGUUUGUAAAAAAGGCACAAAUAGUCAACCACAAGCGCAACUCUUAAGUAGUUUCCUCAGCUUAACCCAGUGCUUAACCCGGGGGGAUGGAGGGGGGCGUCAGAGGCAGGCAGGACUUUCAAUGUUAGUCCUGCCAACAUGUAUUCAUUCGCCAUACUCAGCAUGCAAUUUGACUCUUGAAUACGCUUGUAUGCUUCCCUAUUCUCCAUUUUGUUGCAUUUCGAUGGCUUCAGUUUCGAGUUCAGUACAGAUAAACAGAUACAAGUUUCUUAAAAAACUUUUCUGUCCUCUAGUGUGGGCAUGACAGAAAAUAAUGGCGAACCAGUGGCUUGAGAGUCACACUGGCUUGUUGCUUGCCUCUUUGUCUUUGUCUAUGCAACACAAGCAGACUAGAUCAGGUGUGGGCAAACUAUGGCCCGGGGGCCACAUCCGGCCCGCCAAGCAUUUGAAUGUGGCCCGCCAGUUGCUUCCAAAGUAAUUCAAUCUUUAAAAUAAAGCUGGCAACAUGACUUGCUAGUAGUCAAUCUGAGACAACCUUUUGAUGGUUUAAGUAGCUUUUCACAUGCAGCGAUCCAGACAACUACCUCACGCACGGUGCCAAACAAACACAAGUAAAAAAUACGCGUCACACAACCUAACCUACCCACUGCACAGUCUGAAGUAAAAAAGGAGGGACAUUCACAUACUUAAUAGUUAAUGUUUUAACGUUCAUAUAGUAGUUCAUAUUGUAUAGCACAUCCUUUAUUCAUGUACAUUCCGGGUGUCUUAUUUAGUAAAAAAAAAAAAUGUCAAAUUUAAUUUGGUCAUUUGAUAUGGUCUGAUAUUUAAAGUGCUCCUGAAAAAAAGGGACACAAGCACAUACAUAUAUAAGAUUUCCAUCCAUCCAUUUUCUAUACCGCUUCAUCCUCAUUAGGGUCGCGGGGGCAUGCUGGAGCCUAUCCCAGCUGACUUCGGGCGACAGGCGGGGCACACCCUGGACUGGUCGCCAGCCAAUCGCAGGGCACAUAUAAACAAACAACCAUUCACACUCACAUUCAUACCUAUGGACAAUUUACAGUCGCCAAUUAACCUCACCUGCAUGUUUUUGGGAAUGUGGGAGGAAGCCGGAGUGCCCGGAGAAAACCCACACGCACACGGGGAGAACAUGCAAACUCCACACAGAAAUGCCCAGGGGAGAAUCGAACCCAGGUCUUCCCGAUCUCCAGGCUGUUCCUGUGUUGGCCAACGUGCUAACCACUAGACCACCGUGCAGCCAUAUAUA
Messenger RNA from Dunckerocampus dactyliophorus (ringed pipefish), 4393 nucleotides. Its product is annotated as serine protease 23-like. The coding region runs from base 249 to 1454 and encodes 401 amino acids. Gene Ontology annotation, biological process: proteolysis. The transcript is spliced from 2 exons. Lineage: Eukaryota; Metazoa; Chordata; Actinopteri; Syngnathiformes; Syngnathidae. The record is from RefSeq and is a predicted model, not a curated record. Gene Ontology annotation, molecular function: serine-type endopeptidase activity.